Molecule: messenger RNA, 708 nt
Organism: Parascedosporium putredinis
Lineage: Eukaryota; Fungi; Ascomycota; Sordariomycetes; Microascales; Microascaceae
Source: the annotation of a GenBank genome assembly
AUGGGCAACCAGUCGUAUAGACCUCCAAAAGCCUCAGAUGUGCAAGCACAACAUCAAAGCCAGCCCCGAACUCCCAAGGGCUUCGCUACGCGGCAGCUGGGCCAUUAUGCACCCGACGGCGAUCUAGAAAACCGGCGCCGAGUCAUCCCCGAUGUGCCAAAGCUAGAUCGAACAAUGACUGAUGUCUAUAACGAUGGAUUGUACAACCCAAACUUGGAUAUUGUUGCAUCUAGCUCUGUCACCUCCAUCCCCCAAGGCGCUUACAACGUUGGCACCCUACGGCAAAAUGCCGCCCCUCGAAGCGUAAGCGAGGUCAAUUCACCCCAGACCAUCUCCCCUCAGGACUCGCUAUUAGACUUCGCCGAUGGGGAUUGCACCAAGAACUUUACCUUGUUCCCCCGGGCAGAGUCUAGUCGCUUCGGCGGUAUGAACCAGCUCACAGAUGAAGAAGUGUCGUUGGGGCAGUGCGAAAGCAGCACCCCACAGUAUCUAGUUGACGACGAGGCCAUCGGUUCCGCCCAUUAUCUGUCGCCUGGGACAUCAGGCGUAUAUGGCCUACACAAUCUCUCUGCAUUUGGAGCCCAGCAACAUCUUCAACCCACCAUUACAUUUGAAGGUCGUGGCAACGCAAGCAACGCUUCCAGAACUUCCAGAGGACGUCUAGGGAAAAAACACAAAGAGAAGGUCAUAGACAGGCUGGAGGCUUAA